GCAGUUUUGUACAGGCGAGUUCAGGAAAGAUGGUGUCCCCAUAGGUUAUAAAGGAAGCACCUUCCACAGGGUGAUAAAGGAUUUCAUGAUCCAAGGAGGUGACUUUGUAAACGGAGAUGGCACUGGAGUCGCCAGUAUCUACAGGGGUCCUUUUGCAGAUGAAAACUUCAAGCUGAAACACUCUGCUCCUGGGCUGCUUUCCAUGGCAAACAGUGGUCCGAGCACCAACGGCUGCCAGUUUUUCAUUACGUGCUCCAAGUGCGACUGGUUGGAUGGAAAACACGUCGUGUUUGGUAAAAUUGUCGAUGGACUGUUGGUCAUGAGAAAAAUUGAAAAUGUGCCUACGGGUCCAAAUAACAAACCCAAGCUGCCAGUUGUCAUCUCGCAAUGCGGGGAAAUGUAA
This is a messenger RNA of Apaloderma vittatum (bar-tailed trogon), 403 nucleotides long. It is a transcript of the gene PPIH, whose product is annotated as peptidylprolyl isomerase H (cyclophilin H). The transcript is spliced from 7 exons. Gene Ontology annotation, biological process: protein folding; protein peptidyl-prolyl isomerization. Lineage: Eukaryota; Metazoa; Chordata; Aves; Trogoniformes; Trogonidae. Gene Ontology annotation, cellular component: intracellular membrane-bounded organelle. Gene Ontology annotation, molecular function: peptidyl-prolyl cis-trans isomerase activity. The record is from RefSeq and is a predicted model, not a curated record. The annotation marks the transcript as partial.